AUGAAUUUAAAGGACCUGAAAAUCCCGACUAAAUGCAGCGAUAUGAUCAACACAUAUCAAGCAUAUUAUCAGGAUUUCUAUAUGGAAAUGGUCCACAUUAGUAAUUCGUCCUUAAAUGAACACGUAGAAGAAUUUUUAUCUUACAUUCAAUCAAUCACCACGAGUCCAGCAAUAGACGAUAUCAUGAGAGCUGCCAUGGGUGUUACUUGCCUUCAUGAAUUUGGCUAUGAUAACUUUCCUAGGCUUGUCAGAAUUUUUGAUCGUCUAAUUCCUCAAGUUGAUUAUGAAUACGUUAAGUUUACAAGUUGGUGUGCCGGUAAACUAGUUGUUCACCCUGGUUACGAGCAAUCGCGUUACGUCACUCACUUAUUUGAGAGAAUUAUUGGAUGGAUUCGAGCCAGAGGAAGGCGCUCUCGACAUCUUGCUGCUGUUUGCAUGCUCGAACAAAUCUCUUUAAACGCCGGUACUGAUGUUGUUCCUUUCUUAAUGCAAUUACAACCCGCAAUCUGGACAUUAAUUUCACAUCCUUCAAUGAGAUUAAUUGAUGAGACAGCCAAAGCAAUCAGCCGUUAUACUCGUGCUAUUUUACGUUACAGGCGUCUUGAUAUUGAUAAUUAUCUUGGCUUCUUGACAUCGUUGUCAACAAAACUUUUAUCUCUAGACAAUCCAACAAAGACAUACGCUGGAUUGAAGCUCAUUGAGUCUCUGAUCGAAAGUUAUCCGGAUUAUUUUAUUCCAUCAUUAGAAGAAAUACAUUAUUUAAUUACAGAUACAACUACCAAUAGGCCAAUACUUGUCAAAAACGAGAUGUUUGUUGCAAUAUCUUAUUUGGCUCUCGUUGAUCCAAAACAAUUUUCUGAAAUUGCCUCAGAUUUAUUUGAUAACAUAGAGGAAAUCAUUGUCGAAUUCCCAUCAUCAAUAGCAGAAGCAAUUUACAAACUAUGCCAGAACGCUCCUGACUUUGUAAAAAACAAAAUUGAUUUAAUCAAGAGUUUAGCACCGAAAAUACUAUUCGAUAUUGAUAGCGUAUGCACAUUAUUAAGAGCUUUACUCGACGCAUUCGAUAUUGAAGCACUUCCUAUCAGUGAAGUCUUAAUUAAAGAAAUUUUAGACCAGCCAUUCUCAGAAUCAAUCAACUCAUUCAUCGUAUCUCUUGCCAAGGCCAUGGACAAAGACAUGCCAUCAUGGUUAAUCAAGAAUAUCCAUCAGAAAAUUAUAAAUGAAUAUCAAUCGAACACUUUACUCGUUUUGAACCUCAUUUCCCUACUUCCUUCGAACGCUAUUUACGAUGCCAAGGGAAUAAUGAACCUUGUUUCAGAUUCAAGCCCUGUAGCAAGUUUACAAGUCCGAAAACUGGUUCCGAACGCGAUUUUCAACGUGGCCAUGUCUUCAAAUAACCAGAGGUUUAUGGACGAAACGGUUCAGAAGAUUUUCCAGCUUGCAAUUUUCGAUCCAUCAAAUGAGGUCCGUUGUUCGAUCUUAAAUGUCCUUAAAGACAAUCCUUCGAAGGAACUCGCCUCACCAGCAUCAAUCAAAUUCCUCCAGCUCUUUUCUAACGACGAUUCUACCUCUGUCAAAACUUUGGUAUUUAAGACGAUCGCGGAGUUAGGAAAACUCAAUCCUUUGUACGUAUCGAAUAUUACAAGGCAUUCAAUAUUAGAGCAUUUAUAUAUCAUCAAAAACGAUCCUGAUGUCAGAUUAAGAGCGAGAACUGUAAAAACAUUGCCAGAUUUGAUCAAAGCUGCCUCAUUUUCAGGACAGAUCUACGCAAAGCCAUUCAUGGACAUCGCAAUUGAGAUUUUGUCCCGUCCAUUAGAAAAAGAUCAAAUUGAGAACUUUUUAGACAGAAAUGGACAGACAAAGAUCAUCAUUGGCAUCAUUGAUUCCAUUGCGUUGAUGGCACCAGUCGCUCCAGACGUUGUUUCCAGUUAUGCAACAACAUUAAUUCCAAUUCUUGGCGAAAAGCUCUCACCAAACGAGGACAGAAUGUUAAUUCUUGCUAUCAUGCACUUAUUCUUCGUCCUUUUGUCACCACCAGCCUCAACACUCCAGUAUCGCGUGAUGACACCUUACAUUUUACAGUGUUGCUCACAGUUUCUUGCACAAACACAGUCCAGAAAGUGCAGAAUGGCCACUCUCCGUGUCAUUGGCGCAAUAGGUAUCUUGGAAGUCCAUCAAAGACCACCUCCAAAGAACACACAAGCUCCGAAGAACAUAAACGAGACACUGGCCAGGGAGUUUUUCACUUUUUCAAGGGAUAUCGAUGAAUCCUUUGACGAUACAUUGUUGAUCAACGAACAAACAUGGGAUCAGCUGUAUUCUACAGUAGUUGCGAAUGUUCUCUUGAAGGUAUUGGAUGACGAGAGCCUCAAAGAAAUGUAUCCUGAUACUUGCCAUGCAUUGUGCCAAGUUUUAGGAAACAUUAAAAUGUAUAUGUUGUCUCAGUUCGACCAAUUCUUCGAUAAGAUAUUAACAAUAUUGGAGAACAGCAACGAGAACGAUCUAGGAUUGUAUUUACCUGUUGUUUCAGACUUAAUUACGAUGAGUACACUUAAUUGCUCUCCUUUUGUCGAAAGAACGCUCAAGAUAUUGAUAACUAAGUUUAACGAUAAGGAUUUACUCCAGAUUUUGGACAUAAUUGUAAGUUUCGUUACAGUUUUGAAGGAUGGUUUCGCUCCUUACGCUUCUUUGGUAAUUUCUCUGAUGGUUCACUCACUGGAGAGGUUCAAAUCGACCAAUUUGAGUAUUUCCUCCAAGAUUUUGGAGGCAUUUUCCGAAAUUGGCAUUUAUGCAAGCGAUUUGAACUACUUAAUCAUACCGCAGAUCAGUGAUGUUGUAAUUUCAGAGCAUGUUCUUAUGCCAGUUCGUGUUUCCGCCAUAUUAAGUAUCGAUAAAUUAGCUUCAUCUGUUGAUUUGUACUACUAUUUAGGUUCAAUCAUCAGAGCAGUCAACUACGGAUUGGGCUCCAAAGAUGCUGUUCUCACAGAAAACACUCUAAAGGUCAUUAUGACGUUACUUAAAACUCAAGGAAAGAAGUUCCUCAUAAAUUCAAUGACCUUAUUCAAUUUUAUGAAGAUCAGCGGUUUCUCAGAAAAUAAAGAAUUGCAAAAAUGCAUCCAAGAAGCAGAAACAAUAGAGAACUUUACUCCUAUUAUCAAAGUACAGAGUAUUAACAAGAAUUACAAAAAAGUUACUCAUAUUUUGAGCCAAGAUGCGAUAGUUGCCAGAGCAAUGACACCUGCAUUAGGCCAUGGCCGCCACUUAGAAGAAUGGCUGCAUUCCUUCAUCAUUUCAUGCAUAUCCAGUUCACCAAGCAAACAAAUCAGAGUUUGCACGAACCUCGCGACCAACUACCACAAGUUGGCCAUUGCCCUGUUCAAGAUUGCCUUCUUCAGCUGCUGGCAAGAGAUAAAUGAAAGUGGAAGACAGACAAUAACAUCUUCUUUCCACGAAAUCUUGCUUACUUCUGAUGCCCAAGACAGAGUUGCCUCAACAAUCAUGGAUCUCAUCUUCUUCAUGUCGAAAUUUGAAAAUCCGAUCAAACUUCCUGUCAAAGAUUUGACAUUUUCAGCUUUGAGAUUCGGUUCAAAUGCCUUUGCUCUCUGUCUUCUACAGGAUUCUUUCAAUAACGACACAACAGUUGACCCUGGAUCUUGUGUUGUCCAGUUAAUUGACACUUACUUGAGCUUGGGAGACUGGGACAACGCUGCCGGUGUUUGGACAUUGUACAAGACAAAGACUCCAGGGCUAGAAAUCAACGAUACAAUGGCUAAAUUGAAGAUGUGGGACCAAGUUCUUCCUUUGUACAAGAGAAAGUACGAACAAUACAAGGACAACCAGUCCUUGAGUGGCAUGAUCAGAACAAUGUCACACAUUGGACUUUGGAACGAAAUGAUUCCUCUCAAGAAAGAUUUCGACCAAAUGAACAGAAGUGUCAAAAGAGAACUCGCUCCAUACUUCUCUAGAGCCGCAUUCAGUCUUGGAAAAUGGGACAUUCUCGAGGAAGUCAGCCAGUACAAUCCAGAUGACAACAUCCACAUGAUGCUAUUAGAUGCUUUACAGGAUAUAAAGAAAGGAAAUUACGACAUCGACCAGAAAAUUACUAAUUGCUGGUCAACAUUGGCAUCUAGACCUAUAACAUUCUGGGCAGACAACUUGCAAAUACAUAGAGAAACAAUGUUGAUUGCACAGCAGAUUGUAGAAGUUUUGGAAAUCAGAGAUUGGGCGAAGAAUCCGAACAUGAGAGAAGAAAUUGAAAGUGUUUGGCUGCAGAGGAUGAGAACAGCACCAAGAGAUUUCGAAUUGUGGUUCAGAAUCAUUACAAACAGAUUCUCAAUCACACAGAAACACGAUGAACUGUUUUUGAAUCUCUUCCAAAUGAAAUCAAGUCAAAUGGGAACAAAAAUGAAUUCAAAUGUAUUCAAUUCUAUAUUCCCUGACUUAGAUUUCAAGCUCAGCCCUGAUAUCGACAGACUCUGCUUCGUAAUAAAUCACUGGACAACAGGAGAAAAGAAAAAAGCUCUUCUCGAAAUGAAAAAUUUGACAGAAACCGUCAAAAUAGAGAAAUUAUCCAGCGAAUGCCACUCAUUCUACGCAAGCUGGAGAAUAGAACUCGAUGAUUCCUGCGACGCAUUAUUAGAUGCUUACGAACAUUUCAAGAAAGUUCCUGUAAUUAACAGUUUAAUCCAAAAUUCAAAGAAAAGUGAUAGCAGAAGUAAAUACCGACUUACCAGAUUUAGUUCUAGUGCAGGCGGACUUUACUUACCAUCGACUGUUGUCAAAUCAUUGGAAUACCAAGUCAAAGACAUCAACAACCUGAGAAAAUGGUCGAAUGUCAACAUAGAACUCAUCACGAAAGAUCCAAUGAGAACAAACAAAUACGUGAUGAACGCGAUAUCCGCUUUGAGCCAAUUAUGUACAAUAUCACCAAGUUUCACUGAUGUCGUACAAAUUCUCAAUUUAUUCUUCGAACACGCGGAAGAAACAGAAGUUUUCGACCAAACGAAACAAAUCAUCACAACUGUUGAACCGAAAUUGUUAUUACAGGCAUCAUCACAAAUCUUAGUUCAACUGAACCAUCCAUCGAAGAACGUCGCCCAAUUCGUUCACCAGUUGUUACUAAAUCUUUUGGAAGAGCACUACCACGCGUUGAUUUUCUCUCUGAUUGUAAACAGAGACAGUAAAAAUCAAAGUAGAGCUCAGGCAUCGAGAGAUUUGUAUGAAGAGUUUAGUAACAAACAUCCGGAAGAAUCGAAUGAAGUCAUUGAAAUAAGAAAGUGUUUGUUGAGAGCUGCUGUUACUUGGUAUGAGAAAUCUCUUCAGAAGAUUUCAGAUGCAUUUGAUAAUUACUCAUUACAAAGGAUUGAUGCAAUGAUUGUUUGUCUGCAAAAAAUCUUAAAAAUGUCUAAGAAACCGAAGUGCGAAUUACACAAUCAGUUUCUUAAACAAUACUCGAAUCAGUUGAAUAAUCUCGAGAAGUUAUUGAACAGUUUCGAUCCACACAAUCAAAACAUGUUGAAUAACAUCUCUCAAUGGUGCAGAUUGAUGCAGGACAGCAUUUCCGAGGAUAUCAGGAAAGUUAAGAUAAUUCGGCUGUCCAGUUUGUCGCAGAUAGGAAAUAAGACUCAUUUCAAACUCGCUGUCCCUGGAACAUAUAAACCAGGAAAGAAAAUCAUAAGAAUUGAGUAUUUCGUUGGCCAAUUCAAUGUCUACAUGUCUAAACAACAACCAAAAGAUGUUGUUGUAAGAGGCGAAGAUGGCAAUUUCUAUCAGUACCUCGUGAAAGGACAUGAAGAUUUGAGAUUGGAUGAAAGAGUCAUGCAGUUCUUCCAUUUGGUCAAUUCUUUCAUUAAGAAAGAAACUUCAUUUGGCGGACAAAUCAUCUCAACAAUGUCUGUUAUUCCUCUCUCUAUUCAACACGGUUUAGUUCAAUGGGUAAGAGGAACAGACACAUUGAGAGGAAUUGUUGAGAACUACAGAAGACUCUACGAAACAGAUCCAAUGAUUGAAUACACUCUCCUGGAACAAUUAAGUCACCAGGCUUAUGAUUACAUGCUGCCAAUCCAGAAACAACAAAUUAUUGACAAAGUUUGUUCGUUAACUCCUGAUACAGACAUUGCACAGUUAUUCCAGUUGAAAGCGGAGUCAUCAAAUGUCUGGUUGAAGCAGACAAGGACAUUCGCUAUGACUGCUGCUAUUACAUCAAUCGUUGGAUACAUAAUUGGCCUUGGAGACAGACAUCCAAGUAAUUUGUUGAUUGAUAGAUUGACAGGUAAAAUUGUCCACAUCGAUUUCGGUGAUUCGUUUGAGAAAGCUGCGAAAAGAAAAUUCCUUCCUGAAGUUGUUCCGUUCAGAUUGACAAGGAUGAUGGUCAAAGCAAUGGGUGUUGCUGGUGUUUGCGGUGCUUUCAGAACAACAUUCAUCAAUUUGGCUCAGUUGUUGAGAGACAACAGAAGAGUUUUAGUCAUGGUUCUUUCGAUUUUCGUGCACGAGCCAUUGGUUGAUAAUGAAGAUAACAAUGACUACAAGAACAACGGAGAAACUCAUGUUGUUGAUGUAGUUCAGCAGGGAUCUUCAAUCAUCGACAAAGGAAGAUUGAUUUUGGCUGACAACGCUUCUCAACAAAGUUCAAUCGAAAUGAGAAACAGAGUCAACCAAAAACUCUCUGGAAUGGACUUCGACAACAAAGUUCCGUUGACUGUUGAGCAGCAGGCUGACAUGCUCAUCUCGUUGGCAACAAGCAGAUACCAACUCGCAAAGAUGUACAGCGGUUGGUGCCCAUUCUGGUAA
This is a messenger RNA of Trichomonas vaginalis G3, 6789 nucleotides long. Its product is annotated as ataxia telangiectasia mutated (ATM) -related family. Bases 1 to 6789 code for a protein of 2262 amino acids. Gene Ontology annotation, biological process: negative regulation of macroautophagy; TOR signaling. NCBI's taxonomy places the organism in Eukaryota, Parabasalia, Trichomonadida, Trichomonadidae. Gene Ontology annotation, molecular function: protein serine/threonine kinase activity; protein binding; protein-containing complex binding. The record is from RefSeq and is a predicted model, not a curated record. Gene Ontology annotation, cellular component: TORC1 complex; nucleus; TORC2 complex. The transcript has a single exon.